GAAGUCAAAGAAUAAUUUUUGCUCUUAUUAAAAUCUUUCUUCUUCUUCUUCCAUAUUUCAAUCUUAAUUCAGUAUCUUCUUCACAUUGAAAAACAAUUGUUAUCUGCGUCAAAACAACACCAUUAACCUCACAUAUCAUUUCAUCCCCUUUACGGGGUUGAUCUGAUAUCUGAUUAAACACAUUUUCUCUACCAAUUCUAGAGAUCUCUCGAGAAGUAAAACGUGACAAGAUGUUCAAACAAGGUGGUGCGGACAUUGAGUCCGGUAACAAAGGUGGCGUUAAUGGCGGUCAAAUAUAUCCAGGGCAGAUGGAUGAUCCUCAGAUGAGAUGGGCAUUUAUAAGAAAAGUUUACUCUAUAGUUUGCACACAACUUCUUUUCACCGCCAUCAUCGCCACCGCCAUGUUCUUCACUCCGGCCGUAAAACAUUACAUGAGAACCAUUUUGGGAAAAGUCACCGUAAUCGUUCUUGUUAUCAUCGCUUUUAUACUUAUCUUCUUGAUGGGUCGAUAUGGGAAAAAACAUCCAUGGAACUAUCUUCUUAUGGGAAUUUUCACCUUGUGUUUGGCAUGUGUUGUUGGAGCAGCCUGCGCUUUAAGAGCCGGGGAAACUAUCUUGAUUGCUGCUGGGCUAACAGUUCUUAUAACUGUUAGCCUUACCUUAUACACAUUUUGGGCUGCAAGUAGAGGCAAAGACUUCACUUUUUUAGGCCCAUUCUUAUUUUGUGCCUCAAUAGUCUUAUUUAUGUUUAUUCUAUUGCAGUUUCUUCUCGAUCUAGGACAUGAAGCACGAGUGGUAUAUAGUUGUCUCGCAGCAUUACUAUUCUCAGCAUAUCUGGUAUACGAUACGAAUAACUUAAUCAGGAACUUCACGUACGAUGAAUAUGUCAUUGCAGCAAUUUGCCUUUUCGGAGACAUCGUUAAUCUCUUCUUAGCUCUUCUUGGAAUCUCUGGUGAAUAAAAAAAAUAAUACUCCAAUUUACUUGGAAAUAUAUGUUUUUGAGAGAAUGUUUAUAAAUUUUCUUGUGUAUAGAGUUUUAUGGUUUUUUCUAAUUAGCAAACUGGGAGAUAUCCUAUAGUGUAAGAUUUAUCCUAAACAUAUGUGGCUCUUUUUUUCUUUUUUUUUCCAAUUGGUAACAUAAUUGCACUUUUUUUUUUUAAUUUAAUAAUUUAAAUGUUGAAGUAGAAUCAAAAAGAGAAAAGGCAUAUAUGAAUGUCAUUUGGCCUUAUUUAGCAUUUA
Solanum pennellii is the source of this 1238-nucleotide messenger RNA. Its product is annotated as protein LIFEGUARD 4-like. Lineage: Eukaryota; Viridiplantae; Streptophyta; Magnoliopsida; Solanales; Solanaceae. The transcript is spliced from 5 exons. The coding region runs from base 231 to 959 and encodes 242 amino acids. Gene Ontology annotation, cellular component: membrane. The record is from RefSeq and is a predicted model, not a curated record.